Messenger RNA from Cheilinus undulatus (humphead wrasse), 1770 nucleotides. Its product is annotated as vascular cell adhesion protein 1-like. Gene Ontology annotation, cellular component: membrane. The coding region runs from base 189 to 1298 and encodes 369 amino acids. NCBI's taxonomy places the organism in Eukaryota, Metazoa, Chordata, Actinopteri, Labriformes, Labridae. The record is from RefSeq and is a predicted model, not a curated record. The transcript has 7 exons. Gene Ontology annotation, biological process: cell-cell adhesion. Gene Ontology annotation, molecular function: integrin binding.
CCUGAUCAUCAGCUUCAGACACUCAUAAGAGCAGCACAUCCACAGUGUACACACCCCCUCUCCCAUAAAUAUCUGAGGCACACUGUGUUUCCUCAGAAGACUCAGGACUUUCACUGACGACAUCAUAGAACGGACAGGAGCUGGUGUUUGAGACAUCAUAUCAGCCGAGCCGAGGACACUGAUGAAGGAUGAGUGCAUCUAGGUGGUUGAUCACGCCUCUGCUGUUGUACCUGUUCAGCUCAGCUACCUCAUCCCCGGUUUCCAUUUCCACAUCUGCUCCACCUCUUCUGUCACAAAUUUCACGUCCCUCUCCCGUGCCAACAGUCCUCCCGUCUCCACCUUCUCCUUCUCUCAGCGUCCCUCCACCCAUCCCGUCCCUCCUCAGCAGUCCUGCAGAGAUGACAGAGAGGGUCCAGUGCCCUCUCAUGAUGUCUCCGUCCAUUCUGGUGGUCAGGUAUGGAGAUCCAGUCACAGCCAACUGCUCUGUGCUGAGUAGAGGGUUUCCUCUUCUUGGUUGGGAAGUCUCAAUGGAGCCUCCUUCACCGACUGAGGAUCACUUUCUGGUCUGGAGUGUGAACAGUAUGACUGACUGGGGCAUCAAACCAAUGUGCUGGGCUCUAUCUGAACAGGGAGGACAGUGCGACAUCAGGCUCCCUCUAGUAAUCUUCAAGCCUCCAGAUAAUGUUUCCAUCAGCCUGGUUAACCACACAGGGCCGGUGUUAGAGGGUCAUCAGUACACCCUGCAGUGUACGGUACAGGGUGUAGCUCCAAUUGAAAACCUCGUUGUGACCUUCUACAGAGGACAAACAGCACUGGAGAGAAUACAGUCCAACAGCACAAUGAAAACACCAGAGACUGAGAUAUUUACUUUAAAUAUCUAUCCCAGUAGAGAGGAUGAUGGAGCGGAGUACUGGUGUGAAACCAUGCUAGAACUGGGACCUGCUGGGCCCCGGAACCCUCCAGUGAUGGGGUCACAUAAGCUCAUUGCCACCGUCCUCUUUGGUCCAGAGAUCAUUUGUUCGACAAAAAUUGCAGUGAAAGAAGGAGAAAGUCUGAACUGUGAUGUGAGAGGAAACCCUAUACCAUCAGUCACCUGGUACAGAGAUGGACACGUGUUUGCUCUGCCCACACACUCGAACAUGAAGCAUGCUGGGUAUUACACAGUUGCUGCUAAAGGGCUGAGAGAGAAAAACUUUACAGUGGAGGUGGAGGUCCUUCCUGGCAGUGGAACAGCAAACAGCUGUAGCAGACUUUUCCUGCUGGCCGUCUUACUCAUUCAGACAAUUCUCUGGCUGUAGCACCUAAAGGACCCAGCGUGAGGCGUCUUUCAUGCAGUUUUGAUCAAGUGUUUCUGCAGAGAGAAAUGUUUGACCUUUUUAUUUUGCAGGCCCGUUCUCAUUUUCAACACAGAAAAAAAUAAAUAAAUAGGGGACCUAUGAGUCUCUUUUGAUGCAGGUAAAAGCCAUCUUUUUAGAAAUUCUGCCUUGGGAUAAUUUCAUACAUUAAAUCCAUGUAAAUCUUAACAAAUGCUGCUGUAGAAAUAACUUUGGACUCAGAUGUACUUGUAAAUACAGGAUUGAUUAUCAAUAAUCACUGUUACAUGUCUGUAAAAGCGGUAUGCUGUUUUACUUUUAGACUGUUGAGCUUUCUGAUGAACAAUGCUGUUUUCUUCUCUGGAUUUGCGUUUAAAUGUUUGCAGUAUAAAGACACUUCUUAGGUCCUCUUCCGCUACAGUAAAAAUGUGACUGCUGUAAAUUAAAUUGCUGAACC